This is a messenger RNA of Pieris napi, 2372 nucleotides long. RefSeq names its product vacuolar protein sorting-associated protein 4 (gene Vps4). Gene Ontology annotation, molecular function: ATP hydrolysis activity; ATP binding. Gene Ontology annotation, biological process: vacuole organization; endosomal transport. NCBI's taxonomy places the organism in Eukaryota, Metazoa, Arthropoda, Insecta, Lepidoptera, Pieridae. The record is from RefSeq and is a predicted model, not a curated record. The coding region runs from base 178 to 1500 and encodes 440 amino acids. The transcript is spliced from 2 exons.
CUUUUGACCGACAACUAGUUAAGAAUUAAUUCUAAUUCUGAAUUUCUUAGUAAUUAUAAAAUAUUUGUUUUAAAGUUUUAGCCCGUUUAAGGUAGAUUAAUUUUGGAUUUAAUACGUAAUCUAAUGUGUAAUAGUAGUUUAUUGCCCAGUUCAAGUAGUUAAUAAAUUAAGCAAAAAAUGGCCUCAUCAAAUACUUUACAAAAGGCAAUCGAUCUUGUCACUAAAGCUACAGAAGAAGAUAAAAACAAAAACUAUGAAGAGGCAUUGAGGCUUUAUGAACAUGGUGUAGAAUAUUUCCUUCAUGCUGUUAAAUAUGAAGCUCAAGGUGAAAGGGCUAAAGAGAGCAUUAGAGCAAAAUGUUUACAAUAUUUAGACAGAGCUGAAAAACUAAAAGAGUAUCUUAAAAAAGAUAAAAAGAAAAAGCCCAUGAAGGCUGGAGAGUCAAACUCUAAAAGUGAUGAGAAAAAAAGUGACAGUGAUAGUGAUUCUGAUGAUCCAGAAAAGAAAAAAUUACAAGGAAAAUUAGAAGGUGCCAUUGUGGUUGAAAAGCCACAUGUCAAGUGGAGUGAUGUGGCUGGCCUUGAGGGAGCCAAAGAAGCCCUUAAAGAGGCUGUUAUCUUACCUAUUAAAUUUCCGCACCUAUUUACAGGGAAAAGAAUACCAUGGAAGGGUAUCCUUUUGUUUGGUCCUCCUGGUACUGGUAAAUCAUAUCUUGCUAAAGCAGUGGCUACUGAAGCUAACAAUUCAACAUUUUUUUCAGUCUCUUCAUCUGAUCUUGUAUCAAAAUGGCUUGGUGAGUCUGAGAAACUUGUUAAGAAUCUCUUUGAACUGGCCAGGCAACAUAAACCAAGUAUCAUCUUCAUUGAUGAAGUUGAUUCUUUAUGUUCAUCAAGAUCUGACAAUGAAUCAGAAUCAGCCCGGAGAAUUAAAACAGAGUUUCUUGUGCAAAUGCAAGGUGUUGGUAAUGACAUGGAUGGCAUUCUUGUACUUGGCGCUACAAAUAUACCUUGGGUUCUUGAUGCAGCUAUAAGGAGGCGAUUUGAAAAACGAAUUUACAUUACAUUGCCUGAAGAACAUGCUAGACUUGAUAUGUUCAAACUUCAUUUAGGAAAUACCCGACACGUGCUAACAGAACAAGAUAUGAAAGUGUUAGCAUCUAAAACAGAUGGAUAUUCAGGAGCUGAUAUAAGUAUUGUAGUUAGAGACGCUUUAAUGCAACCCGUACGUAAGGUGCAGUCUGCAACACACUUCAAAAAAGUGACUGGACCUAGCCCUACAGAUCCCAAUAUUAUUGCUAAUGAUUUAUUAACCCCAUGUUCCCCUGGCGAUCCUGGGGCUAUGGAAAUGACUUGGAUGGAUGUGCCAGGUGACAAAUUAGCUGAGCCACCAGUUUCAAUGUCCGAUAUGUUACGUUCCCUUGCAACAUCCAAGCCAACUGUAAAUGAUGAAGAUAUGAUCAAGUUGAAGAAGUUCAUGGAAGACUUUGGUCAGGAAGGUUAAUAUUAAUAAUUGUUAUAAAUCUUAUAAAGCACUGAGCUUAUAUUUGUAUAGCAUGCUACUUACUUUCAUAAUGUAAGUUUUUUUGCAAUUCUAAUUUCUUGGGAUAAAAGGCCUAUAAAAAAGAUUGUUUAAUGAAAUACAUCUUGAGAUUUUUAUAAAACCAUUAUGCUUAAAUAGAUAGAAGAAUUCAUGAAAGUUUUUAAUUUAUAUAAAAAAAACGGCUGCAUCUUCUUCAAGUUGUAUAUUUUUUAUAGAUUUGGCAUUUCAUAGCCAAUCUUUUCUAAAGGAAUUAACCUUUGCUAGCAUAAUAUGUAAACCAACAAUUAUUGCUAUAAUUAAAUUUGCAAUGUUACAACUUAUAUUUAAUAUUGCAUAAUAUUUGAAGAUUGAGCUAAGCCUUACAAGUAGAUUCAUAGUUAGUUAUUAAGUUUCAAGAAUCAAAAAAUUCAAAACGUAGGGUGUAUGUACUAAUUUAUAUAUUAAAGAAAUUCUAUUAUUAUGUUCUAGUAGUUACAACAACAAUAUAUAAUUAAAAUUGUGAUUUUAUUAAGUAUGAAUUUAUGUUUCAAUUUGAAGACCAAUGUUGGAAUUGAGAGAUUUCAUAGAGGAUAAUUUUAUAUAACUGAGUUAUAUCAUCUUAUAGAUGUGUAUGAGUAAUUAAAUUUAAUAAAAUUAUAUUUGAUGAUAACGGCAUAGUAUAUUUGUUAUAAAAGCAUUUUGAUUAAAUUUCAAAUGUUAGGUAUUCAAAAUAUUUUGCUGUAAUUGGAUAUAAUUUAAUGUAUUUCUUAAUUUUUUCUCAAUUGUAUCUUAACAUAGAGGUAAUUUCCUUUAUUUUUAUUAAAAUAUGAUAAUAAAUAUUUGAUUUGAAAGAU